Molecule: messenger RNA, 1731 nt
Organism: Didymodactylos carnosus
Lineage: Eukaryota; Metazoa; Rotifera; Eurotatoria; Philodinida; Philodinidae
Source: the annotation of a GenBank genome assembly
AUGAGUUAUCAUUACAAAAAGGAUGGAAGUUUGGAUAUGCGAUAUAGCUCAUCUAGAGAUGCUGUUGCUUCUGGAUAUUCUAGUAGUUCUUAUUCUGGAUAUUCUGGAGGCUACUCCGGAUAUUCUGAUAGUUCUUCUAGAAAUUAUUCCAGUGGAUUUAAUAAUUCUUCUGAUCUUCAUUACAAAAAGGAUGGAAGUUUAGAUUUGCGAUUUUCAUCGUCCAAACAGGCUGUUUCCACCGUAACGCGUCCUUCUAGUGGAAUUCAUUUGAAAAAAGAUGGUACUCUUGACAUGCGUUAUAAUUCAUCAAAAGAAGUAGCAAAUAUUUCUAAUAAUGUUCAAAAAAUGAAUUUACAACCCAAAUUAUCUGAUAAAUUACAUUAUAAAACAGAUGGAAGUUUAGAUAUGGGAUAUAAAUCUUCUAAUGGAAUACCCGAACAUAUUCCCGUAACAAAAAUUGGAAUUCCUGAUAUGAGAACAAAAGAUGCUAGAGAAUGGGUUAAAAAUCAAGCUUGUACUAGUACAGGACAAUGUCCCUCUUGGAUACCUAGAACUAAAGAUGGUUCUAUUGAUAUAACAAAAGCUAUAACACAAGAAUAUUUAAAAUGGAACAAUAGAAUCACUGUUGAUUAUCAUCCAAAUCAACGUAUGGAAUAUUAUAAUAGAAAAUUAGAAAAUGAACUAUUUCGUGAUCUUGUUCGACGAGCUAGACAAGAAUAUGUUGAAACAACUCCUCAAUAUACUAUUUUACCUGAUUCACAAAAAAUACAAACUUAUCUUUCUUCUUCAACAAUGAAUUCUAAUAUACAGGAUAAUGAUAUAUCAAGUCAAAUUCCAAACACAAUUCCAAUGAUUGAUUAUAAACAAUUGAAAAUUAAGACAGAAGAUGAAAUAGGCCAUGGUUCGUUUGGUACUGUAUUUAAAGGAACAUUAAAUGGAAAAACUGUUGCAAUAAAAAAACUACAUUUACAACAAUUAACUCGCCAUGAAAAGAAUUCAUUUGUAAAAGAACUUAAAAUAAUGGCGUAUUUGGGUGAACAUCCUACUCUUGUUUGUUUGUAUGGAUAUACAACAGACCCACCAUGUAUAAUUAUGGAAUAUGUAGAACUUGGUAGUUUAUCACAUUUACUUCAUUAUAAUGAAAACCAAGAAAUAGAAGCAAAAAUGACUGAUGGUAGAAUAAAAAAGAAACUUACUAUUGAAAUUGUACUUGGAAUGAUACAACUUCAUACUGUCAACAUUGUUCAUGGGGAUUUGAAACCUCAAAAUGUUUUAGUAUCAAAAGAUUAUACUGCUAAACUAACAGAUUUUGGUUUAGCAACAUUGCGUGGUAAAACAUCAAGUUCUAUUGCUUCUACAGCUAUUCAAGAUGCUAAUACAGCUGUUUGUGGUACUGCUGCUUAUAUGGCACCAGAAUUAUUAAGUAGUUCAAAACCAUCAGAGCUUUCAAGUGAUGCUUUUUCCUUUGGUAUAAUGUUAAAUGAAGUUAUUCAAGAAGAAGAACCAUAUUCAGAUCAAUAUCGAAAUUUUCAUGGAAAAGGACCAUAUGCUGCAGUAUUGCAUGCUAAAUCAGGAAAUCGACCUAUAAUUAAUUCGAGAACCCCGGCAAAUUUAAGAAGUUUGAUAGAAAGAUGUUGGUCUGCUGAUCCUCGAAUGCGACCAUCUUUUCAACAAAUUUCUACUGAUCUACAAUCAUCCACGAUGGCCUUUCCUAACCCUUUUCAAUUGUAA